GGGUCCGCACCCCGCCGCUCUUGUCCGGGGGCUGGUCCGGCCCGGGCCGUUGACGUCACUGGCAAGUUUGCUGCCCUCGGCGUCCCACGUGUGGCGGCGGCGGCGGCGUCCCGGGAGGCAGUCGGUGAGCUCCUGCGAGCACAGUGGCGGGGACCGCUGACAGGUCCCGCGCAGCCCAGCCCCGCCACGCGGCUCACAGGUGGGGUCCGAGAGCAGUUUGGAGCAGCUCGGCGCGCACGGAGAAGGGCGGACGGCUUGGUACAGGCCUCUGGCUCCCGCUCGGGCGGAGGGACUCGGGGGGAACCUCGCUCCGUGGCCGAAAGAAGCGGAGUCCGGGCGGAGAGAACGCGCCCAGGCGGGCAAGGGGGCCAAAGGAAGCCGGGGUUGGAGAGCACUGUCGCUCGCCGCUGUCUGGGGCGCACUGAGCACACAGGCCCCGCCGCCGCCCGUCCCCUACCCGGGACCCAGCAAGGGAUGCAGCUUCGCUGAGCGGAGAUCCGCACCGAGAGGCCUCUCGGGGCCGGUCUGAGACGCACGCUUUCGCCACCGCCACCAAGACCCCGAUUCCGGCGACUCUUGGGGGAACCCGGGCGCAGAGCGCUUCCCCAAGCUCAGGACUUGAGCGAGUCUAAGACGAUGGUUUCUUAAGCACGGCACUGCGCUCCCCUUCCCGUCCCCUCGGCUGGAGGCAGGGAUCCUGCGAGGGGCCCCCGGGGCUCCGUUUCCCCCCGCAGCCCCGGCCGCCGCCUCCGGGGGCAGUUGGCACAGCCGCAGGGGCGCACGGCGAUGUGGCCUCCGUCCAGCGCGCGGGCCCGCCGGGGGGAUGCUCUGACACCUGGCGGGGUCCCGGCCUAGCAUGGCCCGCGCGUUGCCCGAAGUCGCCUCCGGCUAGGAUGGCCCCUCCGGGCCCGGCCGGCGCCCUCCCCACCUCUGCAGAGCCGCUGUCCCGCAGCAUCUUCCGGAAGUUCUUGCUGGUGCUCUGCUCCCUGCUCACGUCCCUGUACGUCUUCUACUGCCUGGCCGAGCGCUGCCAGACCCUGUCCGGCCCCGUCGUAGGGCUGUCCGGCGGCGGGGAGGAGGCAGGGGCCCCGGGUCGCGGUGUCCUAGCCGGAGGCCCACGGGAGCUGGCGGUGUGGCCGGCGGCGGCACAGAGAAAGCGCCUCCUGCAACUGCAGCAGUGGCGGAGGCGUCGGCCGCCCGCGCCGCGCGGCGACGGCGAGGAGGCGGCCUGGGAAGAGGAGUCCCCUGGCCUGGCCGGGGGUCCCGGCGGCUCCGGGGCGGGAAGCAGCGUGGCCGAGGCCCCGCCGGGGACCCUGGCGCUGCUCCUGGACGAAGGCAGCAAGCAGCUGCCGCAGGCCAUCAUCAUCGGCGUGAAGAAGGGCGGCACGCGGGCGCUGCUGGAGUUCCUGCGCGUGCACCCCGACGUGCGCGCCGUGGGCGCCGAGCCCCACUUCUUCGACCGCAGCUACGACAAGGGCCUUGCCUGGUACCGGGACCUGAUGCCCAGAACCCUGGAGGGGCAGAUCACCAUGGAGAAGACGCCCAGCUACUUCGUCACGCGGGAGGCACCCGCGCGCAUCUCGGCCAUGUCCAAGCACACCAAGCUCAUCGUGGUGGUGCGGGACCCGGUGACCAGGGCCAUCUCGGACUACACGCAGACGCUGUCCAAGCGGCCCGACAUCCCCACCUUCGAGAGCUUGACGUUCAAAAACAGGACCACGGGCCUCAUCGACACGUCGUGGAGCGCCAUCCAGAUCGGCAUCUACGCCAAGCACCUGGAGCACUGGCUGCGCCACUUCCCCAUCCGCCAGAUGCUCUUCGUGAGCGGCGAGCGGCUCAUCAGCGACCCGGCCGGCGAGCUGGGCCGCGUGCAGGACUUCCUGGGCCUCAAGAGGAUCAUCACAGACAAGCACUUCUACUUCAACAAGACCAAGGGCUUCCCCUGCCUGAAGAAGGCGGAGGGCAGCAGCCGGCCCCACUGCCUGGGCAAGACCAAGGGCAGGACCCACCCCGAGAUCGACCGCGAGGUGGUGCGCAGGCUGCGCGAGUUCUACCGGCCUUUCAACCUCAAGUUCUACCAGAUGACCGGGCACGACUUCGGCUGGGAUGGAUAACCAUAUAAUUUAAAAAGAAAAAAAAAAAUCAAAAUAUAAUAUAUAUUUUUUUACCAAUCGGUAGAGAAGAAGAGGGAGUUUAAUAUUUGUGCUGAAAAUAUGUUUCAGUAUUUUUUUUUCAAUGAAUGUUAAGAGAUUGUUCUCACCCCCACCCCAUCUUAAUGUAUAACCAACACCAAACAUUUGGAUCAACAAAAGGAAAAUUUCACUGUCUAAAGACUUUCAAUUUUCAGUUUUCAUUUUAUGUUCUAUAUACCCAUAAAGUAUAAGCAUCAGUUGUCAUUAAAAGUUUUCAGAAAAUCCUGAGGAUAAACAUCUCUCUCUCUCUUCUAAUACAAGACCCUGAUAAAAUUGAUAGCUAACCUCAUAUUUUUCUCCUCGUUUUCCUGUCUACUUUUUCUUAAAUUAUUUACCAGUUAGUAUAAUAUGUUUGUACCCACUUCACAGUUUUCAUAGUAUUUUCUAAUACACCUUUUUAGUCACUUAAAAAAAUAUUGCCCUGUUAUAUAAGAGCACAGUAAGUAGACAUUAUUAUACCCUUUUUACAGAAAGGAAAACUGAGUCUCUGGGAGGUAGAAUGAUGUAUCUAAAGGCUAAAUGGUGGGCCCUGGACAAAAUUCCAUCUGCCAUUUGUUCCCUAUUUCAGGCCACUUUUUCCAGGGAGAAUGGGAAAGAAGACCUCUGCACCUUUAGAAAUGGUUAGCUAGUUUUCAGAUGAUCCGAAAAUGGACAGAGAGGGUGUUCCCUUGUUUUCUAAGUCCCAGGCUACCCCAAAGUCUCAUUACAAAGCUGUGUUCAACAAAACCACUCAGAACUGGACACAGCCUCUCUUAAGAGCCAAUCUUGCCUCUUGGCUUCUUAAAGUACCCUGAGAUACGGAAAUCUUGACUGAUGGGUGCUUGAUUGAAUUGGAGAGGAAUUGUUGGAUUCUUGCAUGGAGGACAAGGUGGCCAGCCACACUAGGGGUAGCACAAGAUGUGCCAGGAACAUAACUUACCCAUUUGUUGACUUAACCGACUUUUUUAAGAAAGAAAGACUUCAGUUAGCGCUUGCAAGUAUGAGUCUAAUUUGUUUUUUAAUUUACCUCUUUUUAAAGAAAGAAAACCUACCUUUUGUAAUGUCUCACUUCUAAUUGCUAGUACUCUAAAAAAAUAAUUAGCCAUUCGUUUACAAUGCUUUUAGUUUUCAUGGAUGGAGGACUAUCACUUUGUCACUUUAUUCUCUCCCCACCUCCUAUUUACACCAUUGAUUAACCUAAUGUUCAUUGAUAUUUGGAAAAAUAUUCUAGGAAAUGCAUUUGUGGGCAAAAUGGUGGCUUUUCCUCUUCUCUCAUCUGUUUCUGCCCAUCCCCCAUUUAAAUCACUCAAAUAAAUCAAUAGUUUAUUAAGAGUAUUCCUUUCCUCUCUGAGUGGGCAUUAAAAAGAUUAGCAUUAAUGGGAAUUAAAUUGGUUUAGAGAGGAACACAUAUGCAUGAAAUAUAUAAAACAUUUAUAAUUAGUCUGUCAGCAACAUUUUAUUAGAAGUUUAAAACCAAGAGGAAAAAUGUCUUCUAUUUCAUGGAAGUCUUCUUUAUCUCCCAAAUUGUAAAGGACCAGACUCUCUAAAAUAAUAUUCUAAAAUAAUAUUCUUUUUCUUCUCUAAUGUUGUCAAUCAAAAGAAACUAAAAUUGUUUUAAAAUAUGCAGUACAAUCAUGCAUUUACCAUAGAUGCUGCAUCAGGUGAUGUAAAUAGUUCUUGAGAAGCUUAACAUAGGAUUAAAAUGAAGGAAAACAUCUUUUAAGUGUUAGAUAUUUUGUCAUUUCUCCAGAUCUUUUGAUUUAUCUGUUAAUAUCCCAUUUACAGGAGUUAAGUAAAUCCAAAAUCCAGAUCACCUUUUUUCAGUUGAUUUCCUUCAUGUCUAUGCCCUCAAUCUCUCAAUGUCUCUGACUGUUUUUAUUCUACUUGAAUCCCAAGCUGCAACAAGAUACUCAUUUUAAAUGCUUAUCAUCAUUUCUCUUAGCUCAUGUUGUUUGUACAACUGAUUCUUUUGUAAGUGUUUGCUUGGCAUUAUGCAAAAGUGGCUUGCACAAAGAAACGAUUGCAUUCUGCAACCUUCACUUUUUUAAUGUGAAAGAAAUAAUUAAAGAGCAGAACUGAAUGCAAAGG
Messenger RNA from Cebus imitator (Panamanian white-faced capuchin), 4259 nucleotides. It is a transcript of the gene HS3ST3A1, whose product is annotated as heparan sulfate-glucosamine 3-sulfotransferase 3A1. NCBI's taxonomy places the organism in Eukaryota, Metazoa, Chordata, Mammalia, Primates, Cebidae. The record is from RefSeq and is a predicted model, not a curated record. The transcript has 2 exons. Bases 894 to 2114 code for a protein of 406 amino acids. Gene Ontology annotation, molecular function: [heparan sulfate]-glucosamine 3-sulfotransferase activity.